Molecule: messenger RNA, 13760 nt
Organism: Amyelois transitella
Lineage: Eukaryota; Metazoa; Arthropoda; Insecta; Lepidoptera; Pyralidae
Gene: kl-2
Product: dynein axonemal heavy chain 2
Exons: 83
Coding region: 1-13464 (4487 amino acids)
Biological process (GO): microtubule-based movement
Cellular component (GO): dynein complex
Molecular function (GO): ATP hydrolysis activity; minus-end-directed microtubule motor activity; dynein intermediate chain binding
Source: RefSeq, a predicted model, not a curated record
AUGGACGAAAAACGGAAGAAGCCGAAAGUUGCUUGGAGCGACGACUUGAGCCAUGAUUCUGAAGAAGAGAGAGAACGAGAGCGCCAAGCUCAGAUCGAAAGAGAACUGGCCGAGCUGCCGGUGAAGCCGGUGUACCCUCCCGAGGAACUGGCAGAACUGGUCUCAGCCAUCAAGAAGAUGACCACGCUUUACGAUCUACGGGAUGAGGACUGGACGGAAACCGCUGAAAAGGAAAUCGAAGAUUGGAUCCUAGAACCGCGCGCUCUAGUUCUAUCAGUAUACUUCAAAGUCGAAAGGCUGAUGGCCAGUUGCGACAUUCCUCUGACCCCAGUUUAUGAUCUCACCUACUUUCUGAGAGCACCAGAUCACGUGUUCAAAAUAGACACGUUCCACGAUGAAAUAGUAUUUGGGACCUUCGUCGAUUCUGUCGAAGACAAUAUGAUACAAGUCUUGGAGAAUAUGUACGCGCCGUAUUUUUUCGCAAUAACUACGUGGCCUGAUAGUGUAAAGAGUGAGUUCUGCUCCAGCAUCCACACAUUUCUGGCCAAACUCACGGAUAUGUACUACAAAAUGCUCGGUUUGACUGUUCUUUACAUACCCCGAGAGGGCCAACAGCUGUCCUUUGAGAAGGCCAGCGCUGACAGGGAGCUGGUGAAGAGAUUGGAGGGGGUCGUGGUAUACUGGACGCAUCAGAUCAAAUCGUGCCUCGAAGAUCAGGCGUUCGUGUCUUCCCAGAAUGAGUUGCUGUGUCCUAGCGAUGAAUAUGACUUUUGGAUUUACAGACACGAAAACUUAAACGCCGUUCGCUAUCAAUUAAAGAAUCCUGCAGUGAGACACAUAACGAAAAUCUUGGUGACGACACACUCGACCUUUAUACACCAGUUCCAAGCGCUGUGUGACGAAAUCGAGCAAAAAAUUCUUGAAGCUACAUCUAACAUCGAAUAUCUUCAAGUGAUCAAGCAGCCAUGUGCGGUAUUGGAAUGCGUGGUCGACCCUGACGAGAUAGCCAAACACAUCCCUCAAAUUAUCAACUUGUUCCGUUUUAUCUGGAUGGAGUCUCCAUACUACAACUCCGAGACCCGAAUCACUAACCUCUUCAAAGCGUUGAGCAACCAAAUUAUUAUCCUUUGCAAGGCCUACAUUAAUUUGGAGGAUUUAUUCGAAGGGAUGACCAAGAAGGCGAUGGCAGAGUUCUCGAAAUGUAUCGAUUGUUGCAAGAAGUAUCGGGAGAUUUACGACCUGAUGGUUGAGGCUCAUAAUGAGAAGAAGCCUGAUAGCUGGGACUUGGAUACGGGGUCUAUCUUCAAUUACAUAGAUUCCUUCAUUCAGAGGUGUUUCGAUAUGCUUGAUGUUUGUAACUGCAUGGUUAUAUUUGGAAGAAUGGAUGAAAUGGAGGUGAUAAGCAAACCAGUUUUCUCCGGGGCAAGAGGAGACCAGUUCGAGGAGAAAUGCAGCCACAUCGAGCACAUGUUCCAAGAUGCUCUGAGGAAUAUCCACACGGUUUCAGGGACCAUUUUGGAUGUCCAGGCGCCGUCGUGGUACGAUGAUGUACUGCAGUUUAGGACUGUGGUUAAAGAUAUUGAGAUAAUAAUCGAGAAUCUGGUGGAGUCUGUGUUCGAAGGCGUGAACCACGUGGAGGAGGCUGUGGUGGCGCUGUACUCGCUCAACAACUACUCCAAGAGGAAGAGUCUGAGGCGCAUAUUUAAGCGGAAGACUGCAGAGGUUUGGGCGAUGUUUAGUGACAAGGUCCAGGAAACCAAAAAGGACCUGGUGUCAUCUCGUAACAUGUACCCCGCCGAUCUCCCGUCGUUCGCCGGACGAGCCGUGGUGCUGCGGAUGAGGAAGAAUAGAAUGGUGUACUUGAAGAAGGUGAUGACCGACGCCUCGGUUUGGCUUCUCCCGUGCAGUAACUCUGAAGAUGUCAUCAUGCACGUGAACCGCCUGGUCGGAGCAAUAGACCUGGCUAUCAGGGAGCUGUUUAUCGGUUGGACUCAUAACUUUGAUGAGAAAUGUGGAGCCGGUUUGAACAAGACUCUUAUGCGAAAAAGCGCAAUAAACCCUGGUUUACUCGAAUGCAAUAUUGACGUGAAUAUAUUGGACCUCUGCAAAGAAUCGGGACAUUGGGAGAAUCUAGGAAUAGAUAUACCACUUCAUGCUCAUCAGGUGUUUCUGAAAAGCAAGAACAUAUUAUUCGUUUACGAGAGCGUGCUGGCCGUAGUUAAAGGCUACAAUAAGAUCCUCGAUUCGUUGUCUGACGAAGAAAGGCUGUUAUUCAAACCACUCACUACGGCAUGCGAGAAAAAAGUGCAACCUGGAAUAUUCAAGUUAACUUGGACCUCUACUAUGUCUGAUGCAUACAUUGCUGACUGCGUGGCUCAAAUUGGAGAGCUGCAAGAUUUUUUGACAACGUACAAGAAUUGUAAUGUUAAUUUAGUUAAAAUUAUGGAAAAAAUAUGCGACACCCCGUUCAUUGAGAUUGAUACAUACAAUGUAUUUGUUAUACAAAAUUUACGCGAGGAAAUACGAAUAAUGGAAAAUUUGGCAGCAGAUGAAAUAUUAGAAAUGUACAAGGAAAUUAUUACAUAUCUGGUUAUCGUUUACGAAGGAUUUGAAGCUUAUAUAACACAGAUGGCAGAAUACUGGAUCCGGUAUGUCCGAAGAUUUGAUCGCCUCCUAGAAGACGCAUUGCGAUUAGCUAUGAAAUCAACAAUGCAAAACAUGUACAAAUGCGUACAUGGUGAUGGAACUAUGGCACCAUCUCCGUUGAUUAAAAUGGAUUUGUACUUAACCGGUAAAGAAAUUACACACAAUCCUACCCGGUUUGAAAUAGAAGACACAUUUACUACAAUUUUAGAUGAAAUAGUUCACAUUAUGAGUAAGGUGCCUAGAUUAUUUGAGAAAUUUGCAUUACCAGCUGGAGGAUUAAAAAGGUUUCGGGAAGUCAUACAAGUGGACCCUGAUUGCAAUAUGUUACAAUCACUAAUUGAUGCUGAAAUCGAAUAUAAUCUUUCAUUAAUCACUGAACAUAUUAGAAUGUGGGACCCAUAUGCACAUAUUUGGAAAGUUGAUAAGGAUGAAUUUAUGAUACAAUAUCGAGAAGAGAAACACCCAGCUUCUGAUUUUGACGCUUUGAUCAUAGAUUAUAGUAAUUUAGCGAACACGGUUCAAAUCCAAGAAACUGUUAAUCAAAUACACUUUAUUACUCUUAACUCAAGUAAUCUGAAAAAAUCAAUUAUUGCUCAUUGUUUAAAAUGGCAAGUAAAGUUAGGUGAACUUCUCAGAGCCAUAACUGAAGCAGAUAUAGAUGUGGUUUAUUCGUAUAUAGAAAAAAGCAGUGAAGACGCAAUGAAAAUGCCAGCAGACUUGAAAGAACUUGCUUCUGCGAUAGCAACGUAUGAACGACUGGUUUCGGAUGUCAGUAAUUUUGAGAAAACCUUCCCUCCUAUUUCAGAUCAAAUGAUGACUUUAGCCAAAUUUGAAGUAGAAUUAAGUUCCGAUAUGGUUACACGUCAUGAGAAUAUUCCAGUCGCUUGGGCUGAAUAUUUAGCUUUAUUAGAAGAAGCUAAAAAGGCAUUGGAACUCAAUAAAGACAAAUUCAAAGCAGAACUUUUGGAACAAGCAGAGGAGUUCAAAGAAGCUGCAAAAGAAUUUUGUGAAGAUUUUUAUACUACUGCUCCUGUUAGUUCUGAUAUCAGCGGAAAAGAUGCUAUGGCCCAGUUGAAAGCAUUUAGAGAACAACUGAAUGCACUUCGAGCUCAAGAGCAGCAAAUACGAGAUGGACUUGCAGUAUUCAACUUGACAACUCCUGUGAAUCUGGAUCUGCAGAGGAUGGAGAAGGAAUUGGAGAAAUUGGAGGAAGUAUGGGGAUUAGUUUACCAAUGGGAGGAAUCUUGGGAAAAAUAUAAAACUCAAACUUUCUGGGAAAUGGAAACAGACGAAAUGGAAGAUAAUGUAAUGUUCUUAUUCAGAAACUUCAAUCGUCUAUCACGGCAGUUAAAAGACAAAGGUUGGGACAUUAUUGAUACUACCAGAGUAAAGGUGGAUGCAUUUAGGAGAACAUUGCCAUUAAUUGGGGACUUGAAAAAUCCUUGUAUGAGAGAACGCCAUUGGGAUAGAAUCAAAACAUUGAUGAAUGUAGAAUUUGAUCAAAAUUCUGAAGACUUUAAAUUAGAACUCAUAAUGCGUUUAAAUUUCCAAGCAUAUGCUGAAGAUAUUUCUGAAAUAUCAAAUGCAGCCACUAUGGAAUUGAAUAUAGAAAACGGUUUGAAAACUAUUAGGGAAAUUUGGAAGAAUACUACUUAUGAAAUGCAACAUCAUAAAGGUGAAAUGUAUAGGUUAAAAAAUGUUGAAGAUGUUAUGCAGUUUCUUGAAGAUCAUCAAGUUCAGCUGUCUUCUAUGAAAUCCACAAAGUAUGUUGAACCUUUUAUAAAAGAAGUUGAUUAUUGGGAAAAAGCUUUAGGAUAUGUUGCAGAAUGUAUAGAGAUAUCCUUGCAAGUUCAACGGAGAUACCUUUACUUAGAAAGCAUAUUUAGUGGUGAAGAUAUAAGGAAACAAUUACCUAGUGAAGUUCAAAUUUUUGAUGCUUUAACAGCUGACUGGACAGAAAUAACUAGCAAUAUGUUUGCUGGAUCAAAUGCAAUUGAAGCUUGUAUAUAUAAACCAAUACCUUAUUUAUACAACAAGCUAAAUAAAAUGGUAGACAAUUUGGAUGGGAUUUUAAGGGCAUUGGAAAAGUAUUUGGAAACAAAACGAAUGUUAUUUCCAAGAUUUUAUUUUAUAUCCAAUGACGAUUUGCUGGAGAUCCUAGGAAAUUCAAAGAAGCCACAAUUAAUCCAAGUGCAUUUAAAGAAAUUAUUUGAUAACGUCAACAAGAUACGAAUUGAUAAGAACGCCCUUGGUCUCCCAAUAGCCAAAGCCAUGAUGUCUGAAGAUGGGGAAUGCAUUGAGUGGAAGUACAACCUGGUUUUGGACGGACCAGCCGAAGUGUGGCUGCUGGGCCUGGAGCAUACUAUGAGGGUUGUACUAAGGGAGCAACUUAUAUUGACGCGGGCCGCUUUACGCAAGUGCAAGUACCAACGGGAACAAUGGAUCAACGAUUGGCCUGGACAACUGGGCAUUACCUGCAGUAAGAUCCAAUGGACUUCGGACUGCACACGAACUCUCUGCCGAUGCGAGCUGAUGAAGGAGAAGAAACCAAUGAAGAAGCUGCGCAAGAAGCAGAACCAGAUCCUGACGACGUUGCAGAUGAUGUCUCGAAAGGAGAUCUCGAAGAUUCUGCGGGCGAAGGUCAACGCUCUCUGCGUUAUAGAAAUACAUUCGAGGGAUAUGGUUGAUAAGAUGUAUAAAAUGGGUUGUAUGACGGUGACAGCAUUCGAGUGGUUCUCCCAGCUGAAGUUUUACUGGGACAGGGAGCGCGAAGACUGCUACAUCAGGCAGACCAACACCAACUCUAUUUACACGUACGAGUACAUCGGCAACUCUGGACGGCUGGUCAUCACCCCGCUUACUGACAGGUGUUACAUAACCCUCACAACGGCUCUGCACCUCUUUCGCGGCGGCAGCCCCCAAGGCCCGGCCGGGACGGGCAAGACAGAGACUACUAAGGAUUUGGGCAGGGCUUUGGCCAGAUGGGUCGUCGUUACAAACUGCUCUGAUGGCCUUGAUUACAAGUCUAUGGCUAAAUGUUUUGCAGGUAUAGCCCAAAGCGGUUGCUGGGGUUGUUUCGACGAGUUCAACCGUAUAAACAUAGAGGUUUUGUCUGUGGUCGCUCAGCAGAUCCUAGCCGUUUUACUGGCGUUAUCUCAGCUACAGAAGAAGUUCGUAUUUGAAGGCUGCGAGAUAAAGCUGGACGCUAAUUGUGGCAUAUUUAUCACUAUGAAUCCAGGUUAUGCCGGCCGUACAGAAUUACCUGACAACCUUAAGUCUAUGUUCCGGCCGAUUGCCAUGUGCGUUCCAGAUUGCCUCAUUAUUGCCGAGAAUACUUUGUUCUCUGAUGGAUUUACGGCGUACAAGGUCAAUGCUAAAAAGGUAUUCACUUUGUACCAACUGGCGAUGCAACAGUUAUCAAAACAGGAUCACUACGACUUCGGUCUGAGGUCUAUGGUCGCAUUGCUACGUUAUGCUGGAGUCAAGAGAAGGGCAUACCCUCAUCUGCCUGAACAAGAGAUGGUAAUUCUAGCCAUGCGAGACAUGAACGUAGCCCGGUUGACGGCCAAAGAUGUCCCUCUUUUCGACGGGAUUAUGCAAGACAUCUUCCCUGAAGCGGAGGUCCCCACCCUGGAUUAUGAGAUGCUGGAGAGCGCCAUAUCUGCUGAGAUGAGGCUGGUUGGGUUGCAACCUGUCAAGGCCGCGUUACAUAAGGUCAUACAGACCUUUGAGACUAAGAAUUCCCGACAUUCUAGCAUCCUUUUGGGAGAUACGAACACUGCCAAAUCUGUAUCUUGGAAGAUGCUCGCGGCCACUCUGAGCCGAUUGGCUCGUGAAAAGGUUCCCGGUUUCCUCAACGUCCAAGUGCACCCAAUGAAUCCUAAGGCUUUGACACUGGGAGAGCUGUAUGGGGAGUAUAAUCUGGCCACCGGAGAGUGGAAGGACGGAGUACUGUCUUCCAUCAUGAGGACUACUUGCCAAGAUGAGUCGCCUGAUCAGAAGUGGAUAAUAUUCGACGGGCCGGUCGACGCGAUUUGGAUUGAAAACCUCAAUUCUGUGAUGGAUGACAACAAACUCCUUACUUUGGUGAACAGCGAGAGGAUUUCCAUGCCCUCACAGGUAUCCCUUCUCAUAGAAACCCUGGACUUGGCUGUGGCCUCCCCGGCUACGGUUUCUCGUAACGGUAUGGUCUACAACGACUACCGGGACUGGGGUUGGUGGCCUUUCGUCAACUCCUGGCUGGAUACCGUUGAUGACCCGGAGUAUCGAGAGAUGCUGCGCCGCCACUUCCAAAACAUCCUGACUCCGGUGCUGGAGCUGAAGCGUCUCCACCUGACCGAGGGCGCCUCGGUGCGCGGCCAGGAGCUGACGGGCGUGCGCGCCAUGUGCCGGCUGCUGGCGCAGUGGCCCGCGCCCGCGCCGCCCGCGCCCGACGAGGAGGACAACGAGAACUUCUCCAAGAUGCGGUUCCUGUUCGCUAUGAUCUGGUCAAUCUGCGCGACUCUAGAAGACGAGCCGCGUCGCAAGCUGGACAACUGGGUUCGGGAGCACGAGGGCAUAUUCCCGCUUAAAGACACCGUCUACGAUUACUAUGUGGACGAGAGGCUCAGACAGUUCAAACCGUGGGAGGAUAAGCUGCCUGAUAAUUGGCGGUUUAACCCUAACUUGGGUUUCCACAUGAUAUUAGUUCCCACGGUGGAGUUCAUCCGAGUUCAGAUCAUAGCUCUGGAUAUGCUGGUGGCUGGUCACGGGGUCAUAGUGGGCGGUCCUACGGGAACCGGGAAGACGUUCCUCAUCCAGGGGACCUUGGCUAGCUUGGACCCGUCUAGAUAUAGCACACAAGUUAUCAAUAUGUCUGCGCAAACAACCGCAGCUAAUGUCCAGGAUAUAAUUGAAGCUAGAUUGGAGAAGAGAACGAAAGGGAACUAUGUGCCUGCAGGAGGCAAAAGGAUGAUAGCUUUUAUGGACGAUAUAAACAUGCCCGUGCGCGACAACUACGGAUCUCAGCCGCCGUUAGAGCUAGUGAGACUGUGGAAUGACUAUGGGUACUGGUUCGACAGGGCUAAGCAGUGGAGGAAGAACGUGAAGGGUAUGGUGCUGUGCGCGGCGGCCGGCCCGCCGGGGGGCGCGCGCUCCCCCCUCCCCCCGCGGCUGCUGUCGUGCUUCCACCCGUUCUUCCUCACGCCGCCCACUCACGCGCAGCUCAUCAAGAUCUUCGGCACCAUGCUCAGUCAGCAUCUGAUGGAGUUUGAUGAGGAAACUAAAUCUGUCGGUAAAGUCGUCUUGCUAGCGACGAUAGACAUGUUCAACAACAUUGUCGCUAAGUUGUUGCCGACGCCGAGCAAAAUGCACUACUUGUUCAACCUGAGAGACAUCUCCAAGAUCUUCCAGGGUUUGCUCCGCAGUAACAAAGACUACACGAACACAAAAGCCAGGUUCUUACGUCUGUGGAUCCAUGAGUGUUUCAGAGUCUUCGGUGAUCGGCUUACCGAAGAAAAGGAUCGAGACUGGUUCAUGAACCAAGUGGGCGACAUGUUGGGGAAACACUUCGAGCUGACGUUCCACGCCCUCUGCCCGUCCAAGAGUCCGCCUCUUUUUGGCCAUUUCCUUAAUCCUUUCGAGGUCUAUGACGAUAUGAAUGAUCCUGCUGCUCUGAGGAAGUAUAUCCUCAAUCAAAUGGAAGAAUACAACAGUUGUCCAGGCGUUGUCAAAAUGGAAUUGGUAUUAUUCAAAGACGCCAUAGAACAUAUAGUUCGGAUCGUGAGGGUGGUGUCUCAACAACGUGGUCAUUUAUUAUGCGUCGGGAUUGGCGGUUCAGGGCGCCAAAGCUUGACCCGCGUGGCUUCAUACAUCUGCGAGUGUAACUCUUUCCAAGUGGUCGUCACCAAGACUUAUGGUAUUAAGGACUUUAGGGAGGAUUUGAAGACUCUGUACACAUCCACAGGCGUAGACGCCAAGAAGACUACAUUCAUAUUUAGCGACACUCAAAUAGUGGAAGAUUCCUUCACGGAGAUCAUCAACAAUUUGUUGAGCAGCGGCGAAGUCACCAACUUGUUCAAGCCCGACGAGUUUGAAGACAUAAAAUCGGCUCUGGAGAAGCCGAUGAAGAACGCGAAUAUAAUGCAGACCGCCGAAGCAGUACAGCUAUUUUUGAUAGAUCGUGUAAGAGCCAAUCUACAUAUUGUAUUGUGCUUCAGCCCGAUUGGAGACCAAUUCAGAAACCGCAUCCGCCAGUACCCAGCUCUGAUCAACGCGACCACAACCAAUUGGUUCCUGGAGUGGCCGCGGGAGGCGCUGCUGGAAGUGGCUUACAAGUUCCUGGAGGGGGUGGAGUUACUUGCCUCUAUCACUGGGCCCAGGAUCCGUCGCAAGGAAUCUCUAGUGGAAAGCCGCGAGGACGGUCUCAGGGCUUCAGUCGCUUCCAUCAUGUCUCUCAUUCAUUCCUCAGUGGGGCGGUACUCCGCCAAGAUGUGGCAGGAGAUGAGGCGGACCAACUACGUCACCCCCACCAACUACCUGGAGCUCGUCUCCGGGUACAAGGAAAUGUUGAAAAUGAAGCGGUUCGAGAUAGCAUUGCAAGCGAACAAGCUGAGAAACGGCUUAGGGAAAGUGGCCGAGACCACCACCCUUGUGGGUCAGAUGUCUGAAGAACUCGCUAUUGCACAGGUACAAGUGGCCGAAUAUACGGAACAAUGUAUAGAGUAUAUGGGCGUCAUCAACGUUCAGCAGAGGAAUGCUGACGAGCAGCAGAGGAGUGUGGCGGCUAGAAGCAAGAAAACCAUGGAGGAAGAGGUUCAAUGUAAGAAAUUAGCUGAGGCCGCUAUGAGAGACUUGGCUAGCGCCAUGCCGGCCUUAGAAGAGGCAGUGAAGGCACUGGACGCGCUGAACAAGAAGGACAUUACCGAGGUGAAGUCUUACGCCAAGCCUCCUCAGAAGGUGGAAAUGGUGUUAGAGGCAGUAUUGAUACUGCUACAGAAGGAGCCGACAUGGGCCGAAGCGAAACGUCAGCUCGGCGAUCAAUACUUCCUCGACAAACUGCGAGAGUUCGACAAAGAUAAUAUAUCUGAUAAGACGUUAAAGAAGAUCGGCACUUAUACUGCUAAGCCGGAGUUCGAUCCAGAGAUCAUUGGCACGGUGUCCAAUGCAGCGAAGUCACUGUGUUUGUGGGUCAGAGCCAUUGAGAAAUAUGGGAAGGUUUACAAAAUUGUGAAGCCCAAGAAAGAGCGUCUAGAGGAGGCGUUGGAAUCGUUACGGAUGAAGCAGCAGAUAUUAGCGGAGGCCAGGGCCAAGCUGCGGGAGCUGAGCGAGAUGAUAGCGCGCCUGCAGAAGGAGUACGACGAGAAGGUGGCGCAGAAGGACGAGCUGGAGAGGAAGUCGCGCAUGCUGCAGCUCAAGCUGGAGCGGGCCGAGGCGCUCAUCAGCGGCCUCUCGGGUGAACGAGAAAGGUGGGAACUGACAGUGGAGCGUUUGGACAAGGAAUUCGACAACCUUCCUGGUGACUGCCUCAUCGCGACUGGGUUCGUGGCCUACCUGGGUCCAUUUGUAUCGGAGUACAGAGAGGAUCUAAUGGACGACUGGUUUAGGGAGGUUUACAAUGAGCAAUUGCCAGUGACGAUGGAACUCAGCAUGAAAUAUUUCCUCUUGGACGACGCCACUCUGCGAGACUGGAACUAUAUGGGGUUGCCGGAUGACAACUUCAGCGCUGAGAAUGGCAUUAUAGUGGUACGCGCGAACCGCUGGCCUUUGGCUGUCGAUCCACAAGGCCAGGCUCUCAUCUGGAUUUCUAGACUUGAAGAGAAGAAUGAUAUACAGGUCGUCGAUUUCGGCCAACCGAACUACCUGAAAAUCAUGGAGACGUGUCUCCAAGAAGGUAAACCGGUUCUGGUCCAGAACGUGGGGGAAAUCCUGGAACCUUCCAUACAACCUAUUUUGGACAAGGCGAUAGUGAGAAUCGGGAAGGACCUGGUGAUCAAAUUCAAUGAGAAAAUGGUGCCAUACAAUACCAAUUUUAGGAUGUAUCUCACUACUAAACUAGGAAACCCAGCGUACACCCCUGAGGUACUCACAAAAACAACAAUGGUGAAUUUCGCGGUGAAGGAACAAGGUUUGACUUCACAACUGUUGGGCAUCGUGGUGAGGAAGGAGAGGCCGCAGCUGGAGUUGAUGAAGGACAAUCUGGUGAUGACAAUCGCUAACAACAAGAAGGUUCUGGUGGACUUGGAAAACGAUCUUCUCCGCAUCAUGUACGAAUCCCAAGUGCCGCUGCUGGAGAACGAGGAACUCUUCAUCACGUUGCAGACUUCGCAGAGAACCUCGUUGGAAGUGAAGGAGGCGCUGAUCACCUCGCAGGACACUGAGAAGGAGAUUGACAGUGCUAGACAGGGCUAUGUGCCGACAGCCGUGCGGGCUUCUGUACUUUUCUUCGCCUUGAACGACCUCUCCAGAAUCGACCCCAUGUACCAGUUCUCCCUGGACGCCUACACCGACCUGUUCAUGUACUCCAUCGACAGGAGUCCCAAGGGGGGCGAGCUGGAAGACAGGAUCAGUAAUCUGAACGAGUUUCACACAUACUCUGUUUAUAAGAAUACAUGCCGUGCUCUAUUUGAGCGUCACAAACUCCUUCUCUCCUUCCACAUGGUGUCACGUAUCCUAUUCCAAAUGGGCAAGAUGAGCAUGCAAGAGUACCUCUACCUUUUGAAGGGCGGAGUGGUUCUUGAUAGAUCUGAACAGCCGGAUAAUCCUACCAAUUGGAUGCCUGAGGAAUGUUGGGACAACAUAACGGAGCUGGAUAAGUUACCAGGAUUCCACGGGGUCAUCGACGCGUUCGAGACCUUCUCCAAGGAGUGGAAGGAGUGGUAUUUGCAUCCUGAGCCGGAGAGCCAGCCAUUGAUUGGCGAAUGGAACGACAUUUGCAACGAGUUCCAACGCAUACUCUGGAUCCGAGCGUUGAGAGUGGACCGCGUGUCGGCCUGCGUGGCCGCCUUCGUGACCAGCGUGCUCGGGCCGCGGUACAUCGAGCCGCCCGUGCUGGACAUCAAGAUGGCGUGGGAGGAGUCGUCUUGGAAGACGUCGCUGCUGUUCGUGCUAUCCCCCGGCGUGGACCCCACGGCGGCGCUCAUCCAGCUGGCGCGCGACGUCAAGAUGGAGGACAAGUUCCACUCGCUCAGCCUGGGCCAGGGGCAGGCUCCCACUGCCACCAGACUGCUAUCCCAAGGCAUGAAGGAAGGCGGGUGGGUGUUCCUCGCGAACUGUCAUCUCGCUUGCGAGUGGCUCGGCAGCUUGCGCGGGUUCGACAACCCACGAAUCCACCCACGGUUCAGGCUCUGGUUGUCCUCGAUGCCUGAUGACAAGUUCCCGCUGAACGUUCUCCAGAGAAGCAUCAAGAUGACCACAGAGCCACCUCAGGGUCUCAAAGGCAACCUGGUCCGUAUAUUUGCAAAUAUAAAUGAGGACAAAUUCGACGAGGCCACUCCGAAGUACAGAAGACUCUUGUUCUGCGUCUCCUUCUUCCACUGCACCCUCAUCGCGAGGAAGAGGUUCAGGCAGCUCGGCUACAACGCUGUGUACAGUUUCAAUGACGCUGAUUUCGAUGUAUCGGACAAUCUCCUCGCGAACUACCUAGAGGAAUACGAGGAAGUCCCGUGGGACGCCCUCCGCUACUUAUUCGCCAUUAUCAACUAUGGCGGACACAUUACCGACGAUUGGGACAAACGUGUUCUCAUAGCGUACAUCAACCAGUUCUUCUGCGAGGAGGCUUACGACACUCCGUUCUACAGACUAUCGUCGAUCCCCGCAUACCACAUCCCUAGAGACGGCAGCCUGGAGUCGUACCGGGACUUCCUGGAUCUGUUGCCCGCCUACGAACGCGCCGAGUCCGUGGGGCAACACGCUUCGGCUGACGUCGCCACUCUUGCGCAGGACGCGCUGAUAAUGUGCCGCACGCUGUUCGCGCUGGCUUCGACAGGCGGGGGCGGCGGCGGCGGGGGGGAGGACCAGAAGGUGGAUGAAUUAGCCUUAGAAAUGAUGCAAAAGCUGCCUGGUCAAAUUGACGUGGAAACCACUGAGAAGAUGAUGGGCCCUGAGAUAGUAAUGCCUAUGUGCGUGUCUCUGCUGCAAGAGAUUGGAUAUUUCAACGCGCUUAUUGGAGGGAUCACGUCUGGUUUGAAGGAGUUGAGACGAGCCAUCGAAGGUCUGGUGGUGAUGUCGGAAAUACUAGAAGAUAUGUACAACUGCAUCUUCGAAGGGAGAGUGCCUGUGUUUUGGAGAAAAGGCCGUCCGUCGAUGAAGCCUUUGGGGGCUUGGUGUCGCGAAUUAUUCCUCCGCGGCGGCCACUUGCAGGCGUGGGCCAACGCGCCCCGCUCCCCGCCCACGCUGUGCUGGCUGCCCGCGCUCGUGGUGCCCACCGGCUUCCUCACCGCCGUCAUGCAGACGACCGCUCGUGCUGAGAGUUGGCCCAUAGACACUCUGUGUUGGGAAUUCACUGUGCUACCAUUGGAAGAGUCGUCGUUCGUCAGACCGCCGAGAGAUGGCGGUGUUUACGUCAGAGGACAAUACCUAGAAGGCGCUAGCUGGUUCAAGAAGGAAGGUUAUCUUCAAGAGCCGCUGCCCAUGCAACUGGUGUUCCCCAUGACUCCCAUACAUUUCAAGCCAAUCAGAGCUACCGGCCGAAGAAUGAGAAAUCGCUACAUCUGCCCGUGUUAUUACUACCCAGCCAGGAUGGGAGCAUUCGUGGUGGCCGUGGACAUGCCUUCGGGCAAGGAAAGCUCAGAUUUUUGGGUGAAACGGGGCACUGCUCUGCUAUGUACUUUGGCUACUUAGAAAAUAUAUUUAGGUAUGUAUGACAUUUGUGUUUCAUUUCUUACGGAAGACUUCUUUCAACUUCAGCUCCAGGUUUCAUUUAUACAUAUUUACUUAAAUGUUUUUUUUUAAUCGAUUUUUAAAAAUAGCAAUUAUUUCUCUUUCAAGGCCAAAUAUUGUCUAAAUUCAAUGGAUAAUUAUACCUUCCAAACUCGCAUUCAGGGCUAGAUUUUGGUUGCAACUCUUGCGACUUUAUUCGCGAAUAUUGGUUAUUUAUUUUUCGUUCCAUAAAAUUUGUAAUGUCAAUAUAUACAUGC